Messenger RNA from Priapulus caudatus, 3501 nucleotides. RefSeq names its product SCL-interrupting locus protein-like. Gene Ontology annotation, cellular component: centrosome; centriole. Lineage: Eukaryota; Metazoa; Priapulida; Priapulimorpha; Priapulimorphida; Priapulidae. The record is from RefSeq and is a predicted model, not a curated record. Gene Ontology annotation, biological process: protein localization to centrosome; mitotic spindle organization; centrosome duplication.
ACCAUUAAGAAUUGUAACAGAGAAGAAGACUUUGCGAUUGGCGCUGCACUACUGCAGAGAACAGGGAGAGGAAAACUAUGACUGCAUUCUCGUGGCCGCACCGAUGAUAGAUUCUGAUGGCGAAGGCCUUACCCUCCAUGUUGAUCAGUUUGAUCCUGGGCGAAGAGUACCUGGCAACAAGGGUGUGUUACCAACUACAACAACAUCUGAUGAUGUGUACAUUCCCACUAUAGUUGCGCAGAGUAACCUGACGGUUAUUCCAAGCGCACUUCAACAGCAUCAUAUAGUGACACAGUGCUUAGAAAGCAAUUGUAGAAGUUCUUCAAAGCUGGAGUUAUCCAAAUUUCUUUUGGUGACUGCAAGAUUGACACAAGAAAGCGCAUCUGAUUCUACCCUGACAUUCGACACGAAUCUAGUAACCAUGGCGACAACUUUUAGAGCUACACCUAUCAAGCCGAUCCCGAUAAUGCCAACAGCAUUGUCGAAUAAUCUAUCGAAUCCGAUGAGUUUCAGUGAAGUACAAGAAGAACCUAAAACUGGGUACCUCACAAUGGAUAAGACAAGGAAACUCAUUCUGGUAUUGGAAACAGACCCGAAAGUUGCCAGUCUGCCAUUGAUAGGAAUAUGGGUGAGUGGAGUAUAUGAGGUUCAGCAUGUUUACAUUUGGAUGGCUUGUCUGAGGUACCUUAACAGCUCAGCCAUACAAGACAGGGUGUGCAAGCCACCAGAUCCCUUCCUCGUCGUUCUGUAUCCGCCGACCGGCGGCAAGCCGCACUUCUAUGACUGCAUGACGGCCGAUUGCAGCAACAAUCUUGAGCUGUGUUCCUAUUCAGCCCGAGCGCUCAUCGGACUUGGGAAGGGCUUCGAAACCACGGAUUCGGAACGCAUUACAUUGGAGUUUGUCCAGGAGAGGACUGCUGAUUGGACGCAUCCCGCCUCGUCCUUGUCUUCGAAGCCGGGUGAUGGGAACCGACCAGCAAGAGUUGAAGGCGAAUACGACUGGUUGGAGAUGACGCAUCGUAAUGAUGACCUGUCCCCCAGACCCUCUCCGAGCCCACAUCCACACUUGGGAAAGGUUUCACUCCUGAGACCAUCUGUGCCUGAGGUUUCCCUCAUAUUUGAUGAUGAGGAUGUUGAAAAUAGAGAGCUGCCAUCUGCAGGGAGAACUGGUGUUUCUGUCACUGACUCUAUGACUGGUAACGAAUCUAGGAGAGUGCUGACCCCUCUUAACAGAAUUCAUGGGGAAAACGGCACCGCAGACAACGGCGUUCGAGCUUUAGAAAAGUCAUCGACGAAAGUCAGGUUUCGGAAUGCGGCGUUGGCAAGUUUAACUAAGACUUCGGCAACACCGGUAACCACUGCCGCGGCACUGCAGAGGCAGUUGUUCGACCCGGCAAACCCAGAUCCUUCUUCACCGAGCGAGGUAGCCGCGUCCUCCAGUCAGACAGUGUCGCCAUCUACUGGCACGCAUCCGCACCGCCAGAUUUCGACCGGUUUUCCGCAGCCGGAUGGAAUUCGGACGGAGCCUGCUGGUGGUGCGAAAACGAGCGUGCCGCACACGCAGAGAGUAAGGCAGCGAUCGGUCGGCAGCAGUACGCAGCGACGCACGCCCAACUCAAAUUCAGACAAACGCGCUUCUCUCGCUGCCGGCGGCACCGGCCGGCAGGUUUCCGCGCCAAAGCCCGCACGGCACCCUCUAGCAGCCAGUGGUGCCGGUAAACGAACGGGCGGCGCGUGCACAGACGUGCCCGGACGGCGCGCGUCGGCGACGCGUCCGAAGAGCAUCCUGAAGCGGAAGCCGAGCCCGCAGCAUCCCGCGAUUACUCGCGCGGCAUCCGCGGAGGCAGUCGUCACGGCGACGGAAGCGGCGGACGAUCCUGGACGCGGCGCGCCCGACGCCGCGCGUCCGAUGGACUUCGCAGAGAGCGAAACGUACGUGGACGGCGACGUGAACGGGAGCUGGACGCGGCGCCGCCGCUCGACAACCGACUUUGUCGCGAUGCAGAGCACGCCCGCGACGGCCGCGUCCCCGGGCAGAGCGUUGGCGGAGCCGUGCGCCCGAGGGCAGAUGCCGUCGGUAGACGCGACGCCGGUCGUCAGCUCACGCCCGAUCCACGCCGGCAUGGUCGGAGCGAUGCGCGGCGUGGCGGACACUCCCGCGCUGUCGCCGGACGUCGCGGACGCGCGCGGGAAUCGCUACGUCGACCCGCCGCCAGAGGGCGUUUAUGCGCUGUUGCGUGAGCAGGGAAAUCAGCUUCGACUGCUGCAGGAGCAAAUACGGAUGCUCCUGCAAGCCCAGGAGGCGCCACCGGCCGCCGCGACCGCCGCAGCGUCAUCGGACAACGGUGAGACAACGUCGACUUGUGAGGUCGGCGACUCGUCGGCGGUCGCCGCGGCGACGGGACGAGACACGGUCAGCACGGCGGUCAACACCAGCGGGGCGUGGCUGCCCGCCGCCACGUGCGACCGCGGCACGAGUCCGCUUCCGCUCGACUGCCUGCAGGUGGCGCCGGUCGACGAGGCGGUGCAGUGCGGCGAGAUCACGUCCUGCCAGUCGCCGCUGGACGACGCCGACCCCGCGCCCGAUAUUCGGCGCCGGGUGGUCGGUGCGGACCCCGUACGUGGCGUGAGUGGAAACGCGGGGACCGGCGCGACACCGAGCGGAGAUCGCUCCAAGAACGACGACAAAGCGGGCCGGCCGUCUCCGCCGCUGCCGCACGUGACCUCUGACCCGCGCGACAUCGUCGGUCUGCGGCCUUCGCUCGCCGUUGCGAGCCUGGAUUCGCAGUGGUCGCGCGACUACGGGAUGACGAAUCAUCACGGCCGGGCGGCGGCGGCGGCGCGCGUCGUCACCGAGCGAACGAGCCACGUCACCUCUGCCGGUCCACAGGCGUGCGAAGACACUCGAGAUGAGAAAGAGGAGGAGGGGGAGGGUGCGAUGCGGGGAUGCGCGUCACGCGGUGCCGCCGCUAUGCAGCCGAUUCGCGCAGACGACGGGCAAGAUGGCGACGAGUCGGUGAGCCUGAGCGGAGUGAACGUGGCGACGUUUUGCGAUCGGCAGGAGAGCGUGCGCUCGUCGAUCAGAGUCGACAUGCAGAGCUUUGAGGGCUCCCCGUCGAGGUUGACGGAUGCAGAUGAGAGCUUCCAGUCCCCUGUACUGGGCGAGAGCGUGAGCAUGUGUGAGACGCAUCGGCGACGCGCUGCGAGGCUGCGGGGUCAGCAGCGAGAUGACUCCAGCUCGUGCUACGACAGCGACGACGAGGACGAGGACGAGGACGACGUGUUUGACGGCAAUCCGAAAGCCUUCUACGAAAACGUGUUGGGAAAGAUACAGAAUUUUCUCACUCAGUCACCUGAGCAGCCAUCCCAGCAGUGCAUGCCUCUGGCUACAGACGAGGCCUUCAAUCAACAUCCACGCAGGAGACGGGUAGCAACGAUUCCUGCAUCUCAACACCACCAAGGGGAGGCACGAGUGAAUAACUCUGAUUGUUACGAUGAAGG